AUGUUUUUAUCGAGAAAAGCAUUUCAAUUUGUGGGUGUUUCUACAUCUUCAAAUCUUAAACAAUACCCAAAUAUAUUAGUACCUAUAAGUAAUCAUUAUAAUGAAUCAUUAUCAUUAUCAUUAUCAUAUUCAUAUUCAACAACUACAUCUUCAUCAUCAACAUCAAAAGUAGUUAGAUCAAGUAAAGGAGUAAAAGUAAAACCAUCAAUAUCAAUUGCAAGAAAAAGACUGAUAAAAUUAAGUUCAGUUAAAAAUGCGUUGAAUAAAAAGAAUGAAAAAUCAGAGGAUGGUAGUGUCGAACCAUUGUCAGCUGAUAACAUAAAGACAACGAAAGUAGAGAAACCGAAAUUAAUAUUGACCACCACCACCGGCGAAGAAGAUGUAAAACCAAAGAUAAAGAAAGAAACUCUGGCACAAAAGAUAGAGCGACUCGAACGUGAAAUAGAUGAAGAAAUGAAACAUCGAAAGAAAGGUGUCAAACCAAGUCAGACUCCUCAUGGUGAGGAUCCAGAGGAGAGAGUAGAUGUUCCCAUUGGUGAGGAGGACAAGUCGGAUAUCGACCGUGAAAUGCGAAGAAAGUUUUGGGCUGCACAGAUGACUAUGCGUGAAUCUCUCAAGAAGGACGGUGGUGAAUAUCUCUUUGAGGAAAAGGAUUACAAUGACACUGAAAUUGGAUACAACGAGCUCGGAAAGAAGUUGAUGUCUUCGAAGGAGCGAGAACGUGCAAGGCUGAUAGCGGAGCGACAACAACGACAAUUGGAUAUCUUGGCAAAGCGAGCACAAUCACCUGAGAAAUAUUCAAAUCUACCGACACCCGAUGAAUAUGAAGAUGGAGAAGAUGCUGCUGUUGCCGAUGGAGAUGACGAUCUACUCGAGGAUAUCGACUAUGACGAUGGAUUGCCAGAUAUGACUAGAAUCGAAGUGGAAUCGAAUAUACCACCCAAUCAAGAGUUGAUCGAAGAGUUUAUGGAACGACAGAAACAAGAUCUCAUCAAACGAGCAGAAGACAAUGCAGAGGAUGAAUUUGAAAAGAAAAGAAAGUUGAAAAGAAUUGAAUUUAUGGCAAACAAGUUGGCGUUGAAAGAGAAACAGAGAUUGGAACGUUUGGCAAGACUUGGUAUUGUUAACGAUAAUAUAGUUGAAAUCGAACCAGAGUUAUUCAAGAGAUUCCAAGCUGGUGAAAUAACAGAGGAUGAAAUGAAGGAAAUCAGUAAGAAACAAAUGGAACAAGAAGAAGAGCAAGGAGAAGAUGGUGAGGAUGGUGAAGAAGCUGAUGAGGAAGAUGAUGGAGAGCGUAGUAAGUCUCGAGAUUAUCAAUUUUUGAAACAUUGGAAAAUUGGAUCGAUUGAAAUACCACCACUUUUGAAGCGUAAGAUUGCUCAAUCUUUGAAAGGAAACUCAACACAACAACUGCGAUUGGAUGCACAGGAACUAUCAGAGAAUCUCAGAGAGAGAACUCGUUCCAAGAUUAUCGAUAAGCAUACACCAUUCAAGGUGGCACCAGAGGAGAAACCGGUGAUUACCUAUGGUAAGGGUCAGGCUUUGGCAUAUAUUGCUCAUCGUAUGCCAGGUGUCUACGCGUGUACACACAGAGUAUUCCAAGAGGUUGCCACUCGUCUGCCUAAUUUCAAACCAGAGACAAUGCUUGACUAUGGUAGUGGUCCGGGAACUGUCAUUUGGUCGGCAAGAGAGACUUGGCCGUCGUUGAAAUCGAUACGUGCGAUCGAACCAUCGGGAUUCAUGAUUGACACUGCCAAGAAGAUGUUGGAGGGUUCCACCAACGGUAUCGUUUGGUCGCAGCUAGUCAGUCCACCAACUACACAAGCCUACCAAAGUGAUAUUGUCGUUGCCAGUUAUGUGUUGAGUGAACUUCCAGAUGAAGCAACGCGUGAAAAGGUGGUAACCGAACUCUGGAAGAAUGUUAAACCAUCGGGUAUUCUGGUGUUGGUCGAACCCGGAACACCAAUUGGAUUCAGUUUGAUCCGAUCGAUGCGACAGUUGCUGUUGGAUCUACCGGCAGAGCCAGUGACCAUUCACAAACAAAACUAUGCACAAGUACUAUCGCCCUGUCCACACUCUGGCCGUUGUCCAAUGGGACAUAACUCAUGGUGUCACUUCUCACAACGUGUAGUACGUCCACUCUUCCAAAAGCUGGCAAAAGGACCGAGAUCCACUGUUUCAUUCGAAGAUGAAAAGUAUUCCUACAUUGUAAUGUCAAAGAUGGUGCGAUCUACCAUUCCCAACCAACUGGAGAAACAACAUGAAAUCUAUGGUGAAGAAGAAGAACAACCAAAGAAGCUGUGGUCUCGUAUCAACGCACCUCCAUUUAAACGUGGUGGUCAUGUAACAAUGGAUGUUUGUUCACCUGAAGGUGAUUUAAAACGUGUUACAAUUGCAAAAUCACAUGGUAAACAAUUAUAUAAAGAAGCAAGAAAAUCAUUUUGGAGUGAUUCUUUGAUUAUCAAUGAAUCAAAGGUGAAUUGGAUCCAGUCUAGAACACAAAUAGUAGAGACAACAGAGCAAUUAGAGGCAGAACAAUUGGCAAUGAAAGAGAAGAUUAAGAAUUUGAAAUCGAUUACCUUUAAGAAUAGCGAUGCUCAAAAGGAAAUCAACAAGGUCAUUGCAGAGAUUGAGAGUAAACCAAGCGAGAAGAAGAAGCAGCAGUUGGAAGAAGCCUCGAAAGUAAAGAAGACUGGUAAAGACAACGAUUGGAUGAACGAUCUCGGUAAUGACGAUAGAAAGAUGUUGGAACGUUUAGUUAAGGAAGGUAAAUUCUCUAGCAGUGGAAAAGGAUUGUUUGGUGGUGAAGAAGACGACGCUGCAUCAGAGUCGCCAAAGCUGCAUCAAGACUACCGUGAGAUGAGUAAAGAUGAAUCGAUUCAGUUUGUUGACGAUGCCAAGAACCAACAGGAUCAACAACAGCUUUUGAAUCCUACUCUCGAUCUAGAUGAUGUAACGGUAUUCAGAGACAGUUCCAAAGCAAGAAAAGCAAUGAGAUCUAAGCUACUCGAUGAUAUCGAUAUCUUUACAACACAGAACCUACAACCAGAGCAACUCGAGGAAAUGAAUCAAUUCAAACAAUCAAAGUCAAAGAAAGCUAAGCAACCAAAGAAAGGAACAAUGGAGGCAUUUUUAUUGGAGGAGGAACAGAACAACGAAACCAAUACGAUCGACGAUCUCGAAUCACAGAUACUCGAAAAACAAAGAAAACAACAACUACAAAUGACUUCGAUGGUUGAAGGUGUUUAUGGAAUGGGAUUGAACACAAAGAACAAUCGUAAUCAAAAGAAAGUAAAUACCAGUACUCUUUCAAUUAAAAAGAAAUAA
Molecule: messenger RNA, 3327 nt
Organism: Heterostelium album PN500
Lineage: Eukaryota; Evosea; Eumycetozoa; Acytosteliales; Acytosteliaceae
Product: small ribosomal subunit Rsm22 family protein
Exons: 2
Coding region: 1-3327 (1108 amino acids)
Biological process (GO): translation
Cellular component (GO): mitochondrial small ribosomal subunit
Molecular function (GO): methyltransferase activity; structural constituent of ribosome
Source: RefSeq, a predicted model, not a curated record